This is a messenger RNA of Drosophila bipectinata, 689 nucleotides long. RefSeq lists its product as uncharacterized. Lineage: Eukaryota; Metazoa; Arthropoda; Insecta; Diptera; Drosophilidae. The record is from RefSeq and is a predicted model, not a curated record.
UUUGGCUGCCGUGACUUAUUCGCGUUUCUGCAACGGACGCGGCAGGUUCCUCUAUCCGGGAAUUGUUAUUCCAAGUUACGACUUCCAACUUCCAAGUUACCAAUAUAACAAGCAAAGUUUCUCGCUUUCUGUUAAGACGCAUUUUAAUUAUCCGGCCGUGGUAUGUCCACCGACGAGGAUUCCCUGGGCAGUCCCCUCAAGCGGGCCACACCCACACCCCCGCCCGGCGAAAAGGAGCGGGAACGCCCGCGGGGCGGAAGGGCGGCAGAGCACUUGCGGCAUCAGAAGAGCUUCGAAGCCAGGUACAGCGGCAUCAUCCAGAAGCAGAUCUGGGAGACGAGCAUCAACAAGGAUGUCCUGGAGCGGCAGCUGAAUGCCUACUUUCCCUUCUCCCGGAGUGCCUCGCUCUCGAAGGAAGGCGGUUCCGGGGGAUUCGAUCAGCUUCUUCCCUCUGCGGCGGGGACAGCGGCUGGAGGCUGUAUCCUGAAGUCCCGUUCGGUGGGCACCACUCCCACUAGGCGACCUGGAGCCUGCUUGGAGAAGCUAGACACAGUGGAUGUGGCCCUGGCAGAACCAUCAUCUCUAGGAAAAUAGAAUCUCUCCAUAAAAAAGGGAGCUUCCAUAUCCCAAGGAUAAAGCAGAUUUAUUCAUUGUGAUGUCCGUAAGGUUGAAAGUGAAUUUUAUAACUU